UAUAGAGGCAAUCACCACAAAGCAAGCUCUCCUUAUCCUCCUCUGUCUUCUCACAAGACACCCAGAUAUUUACAUUCACACUACCAAUACAUUAUUAGUGAUAAACAAUUUCUCUCAACUCAAUCACUACUAAUUUCAAAAUGAGAAAACUUGUUGCAAAUAUUGCAUGUUUUUCUGCUUUCUUUCUUUGCAUUUUAGCUUGGAAUGUAACCGGGCGUUAUUUGCAGUACAAUGCUGGUAUUAAACAGGUUUCAGAUGGUUUUAAAAACGGUAGCAUUAAAACGAAAAAAUCGUUGAUACGUCUAAAAGAAUCAGACGAUUCUGAAGAACAAUGUGAGCAGAUGUAUGGAUUUUUGCCAUGUUCAAGAAAUCUUCCAGGUCAUCUGUUUCUCAUUGUGGUAUAUGAAUACCUGUUGUAUCAUGGAGAAUCGUAUGCUGGUGGUGACGGACGAAUUUUUGGUGUUCUUGGCAAUAAUUUUUUCGGCGCAAGUGUUUUCCAGCUUCUUGAUUCGCUUCCAGAUUCUCUGAUUCUUCUGGCAUCUGGACUAUCGAGUAGUAAAGAAAAAGCUCAAGACUAUGUUGUUACGGGUGUUGGAUUGCUAGCCGGAUCUUCCAUAUUACUUCUCACCGUUCUAUGGGGGAUAUGCUUCAUUUGUGGCAGAACAAAGUUCUAUGUGAAACCCGGCUCUAAAGAGAAAAACAAAGUGCUGCAAUUUUUUACUGGUUCUGGUAUUGUUACAGAUGCAGAAACCAGUUAUCAUGCCAAAGUUAUGUUUUUUUCGCUAAUACCAUUUUUAGUCAUCCUACUACCGAGUGUAUUUGGUUUAUCAUACUCUAGUCAAGCAUACAAAAAUGUUGUUCUUGUGUCACUUUGUGUAUCAGUUCUUUGUUUAAUCUGUUACUUCAUUUAUCAGCUUUUUGAUCCAAGAAUUCAGAAAAGAAGACUGGAGUAUGCAGAAGUCGAAAGAAAAGUUGAACUGAAAGUACCGUUUUUUGAAGUUCAAUCCCUUAUGCUGGACAGGGAAAAACAUCUCAUGUUGAGACAGAAAGAGAUGGAGAAAAUGAUGAAAUAUCCAGAGGCAAACGAUGACAAAACAAUGACCAGGGACAAUUUUUAUCACAUUUUCACAAAGUGGCUUGAUGUCACAAGACAAUUGAUGGAUGAUCCAUAUUCGUUGGAUAAAUCAGGGACGGAGUACAAUCAGGUUGCGGAACUACUGCUUGAAGAUAAAAAUAAACUGAUAGAUCUAAUAUCCCUUAUGAUGGAACGGGCUUCAGGACAAAAAUUGCUUAAAGAAGAUGGAGCACGAGAUGAAUCUGCCAUAGAUAGAUUCUUUGAACGUAUUGAUUCCAACCAUGAUGGAGCUAUUACACGAACUGAACUGAAAAACUUCAUUAUGGAAGUCAACUAUGAUGAGAUUCUAAUGGAUGAUGAGAUAGCAGAGAUCAUAAUGAGACAUUUAGACAUAGAUGGAAAUGGAGACAUUGAUAAACAAGAAUUCAAAUCUGGGGUUUCAAAAUGGCUUAAAGAGAUGGACUAUGUAGUUUCACGUAACCAGCAAAGGCAGUUACAGAACAACAACCGAGAAACAGAUAGAUACCAACGGGCUGAGGCAAAGGCAAAAGCCAAAGAAAAGUUCAAGGCAAUAGCAUUAUUGAUAGUCGGCAUCUUUAUGCUAACAGCCUUGGCCGAGCCUCUGGUUGAAAGUGUUCGACAAUUUUCAGAAUCAGUAAGGAUUGAGCCUUUUUAUGUGUCUUUCAUCUUAGUCCCAUUGGCUACAAAUGCUAGAACAGCCAUUGCGGCCAUUAAUGCUGCAAGUCAGAAGAGGCAUCUAACCACGUCUUUAACUUUCUCCGAGUUAUACCACAAAGUAUUCAUGAACAACAUCUUGAGUCUUGCUGUUCUUGUCUCGGUUAUAUACUUUCGCGGCUUGACAUGGCAUUUCUCAGCUGAGAUUUUAGUUGUGGUCAUCAUUUGCAUCAUUAUGGGACUUCUUGCAAGUUUCAAAUCCAAGUUUCCAAAUUGGACAUUGCUCAUUGCUUUCCCUCUCUAUCCAUUAUCUUUGGUAGUGGUUUAUUUAUUUGAUGAUACUUUCCACUCCGCUUGAAAAGAUGAACUAUAUACAUCUAGCAUUAAUAUAUAUGCAUAAAAAAGUUGUCCCUCCAUCUGAUCGAUCCACUCAGACAGAUGCUUACACUUAGCAAGACAAUGAUUCUUAACGUUGUAAUCCUUUUACAACUUUAAUAACAAAAGCUAGCAAGUUUGAACGUUAAAA
Erigeron canadensis is the source of this 2276-nucleotide messenger RNA. RefSeq names its product sodium/calcium exchanger NCL2-like. Gene Ontology annotation, cellular component: membrane. NCBI's taxonomy places the organism in Eukaryota, Viridiplantae, Streptophyta, Magnoliopsida, Asterales, Asteraceae. The transcript is spliced from 8 exons. The coding region runs from base 141 to 2108 and encodes 655 amino acids. Gene Ontology annotation, biological process: calcium ion transmembrane transport; intracellular calcium ion homeostasis. Gene Ontology annotation, molecular function: calcium:proton antiporter activity; calcium ion binding. The record is from RefSeq and is a predicted model, not a curated record.